Trypanosoma brucei brucei TREU927 is the source of this 201-nucleotide messenger RNA. Its product is annotated as 40S ribosomal protein S30, putative. The record is from RefSeq and is a predicted model, not a curated record. Lineage: Eukaryota; Euglenozoa; Kinetoplastea; Trypanosomatida; Trypanosomatidae. Bases 1 to 201 code for a protein of 66 amino acids. The transcript has a single exon. Gene Ontology annotation, molecular function: structural constituent of ribosome. Gene Ontology annotation, biological process: translation. Gene Ontology annotation, cellular component: ribosome; cytosolic small ribosomal subunit.
AUGGGGAAGGUCCACGGAUCGCUGGCCCGCGCCGGCAAGGUGAAAAACCAGACGCCGAAGGUUAGCAAGCAGGAGAAGAAGAAGCAGCCCCGGGGGCGUGCCUUCAAGCGCCUGAAGUACACUCAGCGUUACCUUGCCAAGACGUUGAAACCUGGCGAGAAGCUCCGUAUGAACAAACAGCCGCCUGGAAAGGCCGGCUAA